AUGGGUCUGGACGCUAAGCUACCCCAUCCGAUCAGUGCUAGUCACUCUUCCGAGCUCCAUCGUCACGUCGAAACUCUACCGCUGCACCGAUACACAAAGCGACGAGCAGCCAAAGAUUUCCUCAAGGGCAUCGCCAUCGCUCUCCUCCUCCUCAUCUUCCUUUCCCACUCCAGCAAGAGCUUCGACUAUGCCCAUGACCUCGCCUCCGGUGUCUGGCGAUGGCCGUGGUCCCCACGCCCGAUCAAGACCAACAUCAUCCUCAUGAUCAGCGACGGUUACGGCCCCGCCUCCGUCACCUUCACACGUCACUUCCACCAAGCCCUAAACAACGACACCGACUUUUCGAGUCUGUUUCAACUUCCGCUCGAUACCAUCAUGGUCGGAACACAUCGAUCCAGAUCCUCUUCCUCGCUCAUCACCGAUUCUGCAGCUGGCGCCACCGCGUUCUCGUGCGCAAAGAAGUCGUACAAUGGAGCUAUCGGUGUGACGCCAGAUGGCAAGGCUUGCGGGACGGUGUUCGAGGCUGCAAAGAGGAAAGGACUGUUGACGGGGGUGGUGGUGACAUCGAGGCUGACGGAUGCUACGCCUGCCGCGUUUAUUUCGCAUGCAGCGUCGAGGGCGGAGGAGCCGUUGAUCGCUUCGCAGAUGAUUGGAGGCGACAAGAAUCCGUUGGGGGAGAGGACGUUGGAUUUGGCUAUCGGUGGUGGUGGAUGUGCCUUCCUGCCCAAAUCCAGCAGCGUUUCUUGUCGACAGGAUGAUGAGGAUACGGUGAAACACGCAAGACAGCUCGGAUGGGAAGUGCGUGUCGCAUUCCCUACCAACACUUCCCUCGAUCAGUCAUUCGAACAAUCGCGAAUCGAUGGCGACGUCUUUGGCAUCCAAAGCAAAUCUGAACCACAACUUCCCUUCAUGGCGCUACUCUCUCCCGGCAACACCCCAUACGAGAUCGACCGGGUCAACAUUCCGGCACCUCUCCCACUCAAACCUCUCUCACACUACGCCCGCAAAGCCCUCGACCUCCUCUCUAACUCCAAGCAGAACCAGAAAGGCUUCAUCCUCAUGAUCGAAGGAUCGCAGAUCGAUCUCUGCGCUCACAACAACGACCCCGCCUGUCACGCACGCGAAGCCCUCGCCUACCACGACACCAUCGACCUCGUCAAGAAGUUCGUCGAGCAACACACUUCCAAGACCGAACGCACGCUGCUGAUCUCGACGUCGGAUCACGAGACCGGCGGUGUGACGCUGGGUAGGCAGCUCUCGGAAGACUAUCCCAACUACGCGUACUAUCCGGAGCGGCUGUUGAACGCCAAGCAUUCCACGCCGAUCUUGACGGCUGUGCUGAUCGAUUUCGUGCGCAACGAGAGGGAGCGUAUGCAGGGUGGUGGUGACGGGGGUGGGAAGGUGAGUGAGAGUUUGGUGAGGGACUUCAUUCGCGAAAAGAUCUUGGGUGGUUCCGGACUCGGAUUCGAAGGUGAUGGUCAGGGUGGCAAGCCGACAGCUGAAGAGGUGGAGAAGGUGUGGAAGGUGGUCAAGCAGGAACUUGUGAAUUCGGACAGGAUGCAGCUUGUCUGGGCGAGCGAGUAUUUGAAGCAUUCGCAUUCGACAAGUCAUCACGGUGAAGCAUCAAGGCAGCCUGCUAGCAUGGCUCCGGUGCCGGGGGUCAAUUUGGACGGCAUCCGCAGAGUCAUCUCCGACAUCGCUGCGAGAAGAGCCGAAAUCGGUUUCUCUACUAGCGGUCACACGGGCAUCGACAUCAACGUCUACGCCCACGGCGCCGAGGUGCAUAGACUCGUCGGCAACCAGGACAACACCAACAUCGGUGUCGUCAUUCGCGACAUUCUAGAUCUCGAUCUCGAUGCUGUCACGAGAGAUCUCAACAGGAACUGA
Pseudozyma hubeiensis SY62 is the source of this 1887-nucleotide messenger RNA. Its product is annotated as repressible alkaline phosphatase. Gene Ontology annotation, biological process: dephosphorylation. Gene Ontology annotation, cellular component: fungal-type vacuole membrane. The transcript has a single exon. Lineage: Eukaryota; Fungi; Basidiomycota; Ustilaginomycetes; Ustilaginales; Ustilaginaceae. The record is from RefSeq and is a predicted model, not a curated record. The coding region runs from base 1 to 1887 and encodes 628 amino acids. Gene Ontology annotation, molecular function: alkaline phosphatase activity.